GAGUGUGAGAAAAGAGUUUAACAGGAAGAAAAGCAAACAGUCAUAACCACUUAUUUAUCAACGCCGUCGCUGGCUACUGCAGCUCUUACCAGCUCUACUGGUAAGCAACGCUGGAAAAAGAACAAGCUUUGUCUGCAUCUCAGAUUAAUAAUUAAACCAAGACGAAUUUAUCAGGGUGUCCAGCAGCUUUGAUUCAAAUGGAUACCAGAACCAGCUCUUGCAGUAUCCAGCUCUUUGACUAGCGUCUCUGUAUGGUUUCUCAGAUUGGUAAAGAGGCAAGUUGAAAUGUUCGAACAGCAGUUUUGGGAAUUCUCCAGCACUCAUCAGCAUGACUCUUCUACACACCGAGCUUCCCAGUCAGUGAGGAGGCAGAGUCAUUUGCUGGAACAGCAGUCUUGGGAAUUCUCUAGCUCUCUGCAACAUGACUCUUCUACACACCGAGCUUCCCAGUCAGUAAAGAGGCAGGAUCACUUGCUAGAACAGCAGUCUUGGGAAUUCUCUAGCACUCUGCAACAUGACUCUUCUACACACCAGGCUACCCAACAACUACAGAUACAACUGGAAAAGUACACUAUGGAAACACUUACCUACAUCAAAACAGUGAAGGACUUCUGUAACAAAGAACCAGAAUGGACCUUUCAGAGGGAGCUGGAGAUAAAAAACAUGAAAGAAAUCAAAAGCCGUGCAGACAAGGGCUCAGGCAGAUCCAGAAAGCAGAAGUUGGCGCAGGAGCUGGGGGAAGUUCUGAGGAACACUCUGGAGGGGCUGCAGAACCUUCAGCGCUUCCUGGAUGCAGUGGAGAAGCUAGCAGUCACCUCGCUGUUCGUGUUCAUAGAUGAGAUCUUCCUGCCGAAGGGGGUGAGCGCUGAGGCUGUACGAUCAGUGAUCUCAGUAGCCAGAAAGAUGUCCCCACUUCUCAUCCACUUCAAGAGAGACGAUGGAGCUUUCUUCUUGCCUAGUUUUGACAACUUGGAUGUUCUGGUCUUCCAGCUGCACAAAUACAUGCGUACCACACAAUGGCUCUGCAAGAACUUAUCCAAGAUCACAUUUCAGAUGCUAAGUAUUCAGCAGAAACCUUCUUUGAAGUUCACUGUGGACAUGAGAGAAUCCCUGAGCAAUAUGACAGUCCUUUUGGACCAACUAAGCAAAAUCAGAAUGGAUGAGUCGUUCCGGCUGACAUACUUAUUUGAUGAAGGUGCUCAGGAAUUCAUUGAGACAUACAGUGAAUGUCGUCCUAGGAUGUUCCAGUUCCUGUCAGAUCUAGAAGAGACUGCAGUCCAGCUGGAUAAAAUGAAGAAGGGGUCCAGCAUCUCCACUGUGGCAGGCAGUUCAGUGGGUGCUGUAGGAAGUGUCUUGUCCAUCGUAGGCCUGGCUCUCGCCCCCGUCACUGCAGGGGUAUCCUUGGGCCUCACAAUCACCGGGGUUGGGUUAGGGGUCACCAGUGGAGUCAACGGCUUAGUCACAGGCUUCACUGAACAUAAAGUCAACAAACAACAACGGAAAAAAGCCAACAACAUCUUUCAUAAUUUUAUGGAGGAUGUACAGAAGGUUCUAGACUCUCUAGAGCAGGCAGCUAGUAGUCAGCGUCCUGUAUCGCACCUGGAUGACUGCGAUAUGGCAUACGGAAGGAAAACUCAUGCUGGAAAGGUAGAGAAGAACAUUAAAAACCUCCUGGAUGGAGUUACCAGAGUAACUUUAAAGAGCGAGGGUCUAACUAGGAAUGCAGCUCGCAGCAUCAGCACUCCUCUGGCAAUUACCAAAGCAGCCAGGGUUGCGAGUAUCGCAGCAAAUGUUUUAUUCAUUGGUAUUGAUAUUGCACUCAUCUGCAAAGAAAGUGCGAGUCUGGCCAAAGGAGGAAAAAGUGAAGCGUCUCAGUUUAUCCGCUCCAGAUCGGCUCUGUGGUGCGCCGAGAUAAGGUCAUGGGAAAAGAUCUGGAAUUCUUUGUGUAAAGAGCAAAUUAUAUUCAAGGAAAAACUGAGAAUUCUAGAGCAGAAAUUUUACGUUAAUUAAAAACUUUCAGAAGUUUGCAUGUUCUCCCUAGGUCUGCGUCAGGUUUCCUCCGGGGGCUCCAGUGCUGCCAACUGGACAUGCUAUAUUGCCUCUAAGUGUGAAUGUGUAUAUGUCUGUGUGUCUGCCCUGUGGGGGUCUGGCGACCUGUCCAGGGUGUUACUUUCUACUUAUUGACUGCUGGGAUAGGCUCCAGCACCCCCUGCAACUCAGAAGGAUUGUGUUUAUAAAAUGUGUUUAAGUGGUUAAGAAAAAGUGUGUGUGUGUGUGUGUGUGUGUGUGUGUGUGUGUGUGUGUGUGUGUGUGUGUGUGUGUGUGUGUGAAAUACUUACUUGAGAAUGUGUGAAAAAUAUUGUCCCAAAAUUAAUAAUUAAACCAAUAAAUAACCUUGGCAAUUCAAGAUAUCAUCA
Molecule: messenger RNA, 2417 nt
Organism: Pygocentrus nattereri (red-bellied piranha)
Lineage: Eukaryota; Metazoa; Chordata; Actinopteri; Characiformes; Serrasalmidae
Product: apolipoprotein L3-like
Exons: 9
Coding region: 286-2010 (574 amino acids)
Biological process (GO): lipoprotein metabolic process; lipid transport
Cellular component (GO): extracellular region; membrane
Molecular function (GO): lipid binding
Source: RefSeq, a predicted model, not a curated record